Messenger RNA from Schistocerca cancellata (South American locust), 4415 nucleotides. RefSeq lists its product as uncharacterized. The transcript has 7 exons. Gene Ontology annotation, biological process: base-excision repair, AP site formation. Gene Ontology annotation, cellular component: nucleus. The record is from RefSeq and is a predicted model, not a curated record. The coding region runs from base 455 to 3292 and encodes 945 amino acids. Gene Ontology annotation, molecular function: mismatch base pair DNA N-glycosylase activity; DNA binding. NCBI's taxonomy places the organism in Eukaryota, Metazoa, Arthropoda, Insecta, Orthoptera, Acrididae.
GUAACUACUUGCGAACGUCAAGCUGUGAAGGACACUCGUAGUAAAUACUAAGAAGCAAAGACAUAGUAGAACGCUGAAGGAGUGAACUGUACGUGGAGGAUUUUGUAUUUUUCUCUGGCUGUCGUUCUGGGGGCGUGUGCUGUGUUGCUACUUCGUCGGCGGUGUUCUUAAAUGUUUAAAUUUCGUUUGUGGUUCUUCAAGAGUACAUAUGGCGGGUUUGAAAAAAGAAAGCGAACGCCAAAAAUGGAACACACUGCUUGUUAUUGAUUUUUCCUCAUCAAACCGUUAACCAAUCACGGAGGAGUUCACUCUUUUUAAAGGGUGAGGUUUCGAUGCUCGUUUGGUUAGCCAUAUUUAAAUGGACAGCCAUUAGGUUGACUGUGUACUAUGUUCCUGUGGAUUAAACAGUGUUAAGUUUGUGUUAUAUCACGGUGUCGGAAAGGCGGAUUCCUAAAUGCAGGUUGCUACACUCUUUCGGGAAACAGCUACGCUCUUGGGCGCAAGCAUGGAGGCCCAAGAUCCGCCAGGGGUUGAGACGCAAGGGUUUAAAUUUAGGCCAACAUUCCUGGAUGGACCUGUGAAACUAGAAACUCAAGAUGAUGGCUAUGAAACAAGUGGUGACCUUGAACUGAGGACACAAGUAGAAAAUCAGAAAUUCAUGAAUCAUCUUCAAGGCCCUCAUCCAGCCAACAUCAAAUGUGAGCCUACUGAAGAUCCAUAUAGUUUUGUGGAUGAUGAUCCGACACCCACUGCUCAACAUAGGCAACAAUCUGUUGUUUUACAGCCCAUCCCAAAGAAAAGAGGGCGAAAAAAGAAGAAUUGUUUGGAGGGAGGGUUAGAGAAUGCAGAAAAUUUAAUGAAUGGGGAUCCAUUGAUGAAGAAGAAAUUAAAAGAAGGAAAAUUUAUACCAAUUUUCAAGGAACGGAAAAAACAUGACCGUUUUAAUGGCAUGUCGGAGGAGGAAGUUUCGAAAAGAACGUUGCCAGAUCAUUUAGCACUUAACUUGGACAUAGUUAUUAUUGGAAUCAAUCCUGGGCUGUUUGCAGCCUAUAAGGGACAUCACUAUGCAGGACCUGGAAACCAUUUCUGGAAGUGCUUGUACCUUUCUGGAUUAACACCAGAACCAAUGACAGCUGACGAUGAUUACAAGCUCCUUCAGGUUGGCAUAGGAUUUACAAAUAUGGUUGCAAGAGCCACCAAGGGAAGUGCAGAUUUGACUCGAAAAGAAAUAAAAGAAGGAAGCCAGAUACUGCUUGAAAAACUUCAAAAAUUCAAGCCCAAAAUUGCUGUAUUCAAUGGGAAGCUGAUAUUUGAAGUAUUUUCUGGGAAAAAAGAUUUUAGUUUCGGGAGACAACCGGAAUUUGUUGAUGGGACGAAUACAUAUAUGUGGGUGAUGCCAUCAUCAAGUGCCAGAUGUGCACAGCUUCCUCGUGCUGCUGAUAAGGUUCCUUUUUAUGCUGCUCUCAAGAAAUUCAGAGAUUAUCUCAAUGGAAUAAUUACAGACCUUGAUGAAACAGAGGUAGUUUUCACAGACUCUAAGCUGAAGAACUACUUUGAACCGGAACUGAAAGAUGAGCCAAAGGAUGAGCACAGUUUCUAUGGUUAUGGACGAAUUCCUGCCAAUGAUGAGCUGACUGAUCUGAGUAAUGCAGUCAUGAAAAAAGAAGAUCAGCCACCAGCUAAGAAGAAGAGAGGAAGGCCAAAGAAGAUUAAAUCAGAUUGUGUUGAAGUAAAAAAACCUAGUGCCGAAGCACCGAAGAAAGAGCCUAACAAUGUUUGUGAAGUGCCAAAGAAGAAAAGGGGCAGGCCAAAAAAAAUUAAGACAGAGGAUGUAAUUCCAAAUACUAAUGGCCUUAUUGACCAUACAAAUUCAUCAACAACAGUUUCUAAUAAUUGUUUCUCUCCCCCUAUUCAGUCACCAUCUAGCUAUGGACAACAGAAUUUCUCACCUUCAUAUGGAGGACACUCUCAUUCGUACUCCCAACACCCUUCGCAAUCACCAUCAGAAAUUCCUAAUUAUCAUCACUCACCUGUUCCAUCACAGCAGCAUUAUACACAGUCCCCUCAGCCACCAUCACAGUCCUUCACUCACUCUGAUCUUUCAUCUGAAAUCAGUGCAGCAAUUUCGUCUGAACAUAAUCUAGGAUCUCCAUCACCAACUUCUCCAAGUCUGGCACCUCCUGACUUUGAACCUCCGAGUAGCAUGCCAGAGGAAACAAAUGAUGGGCAGCAAAGUGCGGCUAGAACAUCAAAGGAAGAGGUAAUGGGAGAAAAUAACCAAAAUCCCACUGAGUGUCGGUUUUCAAGUCCUGCACCUCCCAAUGAUUCCAAUAAUCUAGGUUACCCAAAUUAUGGAAAUUUCCAGACAAGUCCAGAUAACCAUUCUGUUUUAGGUUAUACAGGGACAGAAUACAAUUCAAAGAGAAAUUUAAACCAGGAUGUAUCAUCCAAAAGUUUAUCAGGGCUUGAAUCUUUGGUAGAUCAAAUUCCAAGUAUUGCAGAUGGUGAGGCCCCUCAUAGUACAAUUGGAAACGGUAAUGUUGAAGAGCAGUUCAGCAAUGGCCAUAUUCCUACCACUCAGUUUAAUGACAACUCAGGGUACCUUGGAGGCUAUUCAAGUGGUCAACAGUACAGUGCAGCGAACGGUCACAAUUCUAAUAAUUAUAGUCCACAUUAUACAAGCUCUGGUUCAAACUACUCUGUCAGCACAUCAAACAGUUAUAGUUUGCAUCAUAGUAAUGGAAGCAUGAACUUUUCUGUAACAUCACUUGCAAACAGCAGUACAGCAGUGAAUCAUGAAGCAGGAGGACAAGUUUCUAGUUCAUUCUCUGUCAGCAGCUUAGCUUCCAACUAUGCACCAAUGAACUCUAAUGUUAAUACGUACCCCAAUCUAAUUGGUGCACCACACCCAAUGGCCAGUCAUGUAGUGAGUAGUGCAAAUGGAAUGUUUGGCAAUGGAAUGAGUGGUGGAAUAAUGGAACGAGCAUGUGGUAUGGGCAGUUCGAUGGGAACUCUGGGAUCACCUGUGGGACUUCACAACCCCAUGAGCAUGGGAACACAUUCUUUGCCAUAUCCAUAUGGUCAGUACUCUCAUAGUGCUCCACCGUAUGCUGGAGCAUCUGGGGGUAGCUUUCAGUAUCCUCCAGCUCACAGCUUGCAUGUGCCAAGUCCAAAUUAUCCAUACCCGUCCCCGUACUCAAACAGUACCUAUCCUCAACCGAGCUACCUCCCAAAUCACAUGCUUGAUCGAUUAAAACAGGACAGAAUGGAUAUUGGGUUUGGUAGUUUUUGAUAGUUAUGUUAAUAAUGAACAGUAAGAAGAGGACUUUUCAAGAAACAGUUGCAAUCUAACAACAGUUAUAUGUGCAUUUUGUAUGUAGUGACAAAGAAGAGAAUGAUAAAUUCAGUGAUGUGUGCAUGUAAUCCAGUGUUUGUUGUAUUCUAAAAUUUAUAUUUAACUUUAUGAAGAUCUACUAAUACAUUGCAGUAUGGAUGCAUAGCUUUUUUAAUGUGAUACUGUUAAAAAUUACUAUAACUUGUACAAAAAUAACAGGUGUGUUGUUAUUUGACUGCCUGUUUGUUUUUUGUUUUUGUUUAAUCUUAUGUUGUGUUUGAAAAUAAUCACAGGGUAUAUAAUGCCAAAACUCGUCAAUGUGCUAGAGACAUGGUUUUGUAUCUUAUGGGAGCUUCUAAAGUCUCCACUGUAAAUUUCAUGACAGGCUUCAGUACUGUGAUUUUUAAGAUCUGCCACAAGGCUUUGUUCAGAAAUAUAUGUUGAUGGAUCUCUAUGUGCAGAAUUUUUUGAGUUUUCAUGGCAGCUGGCCUAUAGUUGUAUUACUGUUUCAAUUUUUUCCUCUGUAAUUCAUGUGUGUGACUGAAAUGUCUGUACACAACUUUGUACAUUGAGUCUCUCUCUCUCUCUCUCUCUCUCUCUCUCUGUGUGUGUGUGUGUGUGUGUGUGUGUGUGUGUGUGUGUUUUGAAUGCACAUAUGUGUGCUUGGAGGUGUGUGAGCAUGCACAUUCAUGUGCACACAUGCAAAUAUGUCUGUCUGCCUGUCUUAUGACUGUCUGUCUUAUGUCUGUCUGUCUUCUCUCCAAAUGUUAGAUGUGAUGCAUGUAUGACUGAAUAUUUUUCUAAGAAUGAAAAUACAUGGGAGUGGUUAAACAAAAGCUUUUAGUAGAGUAGGUGAAGUUACCAGAAUUGUACAAAUACAGAAACUUGAUUGUACUGUUUUAUGUCAAUGGUAUGUAGUAAAUUGAAUGGAUUACUGUUUUAAGACUGCAGCUGCAAAUCAGCAUUGACCAUGAUUUUAUUAAGUUGGAUGGUGUUCAGUCACUGAGGUCAACAGAAUAUGACAUUUUCAGUUAGAAUGUCUGGGAUUCCUGCCUGUCAUUAAUAAAAGUUUUGAAUUGUU